CACUGCAUAACAACAAGUAAGAGGAACAUUACGAUAACUUUUUUUUUGGUAAUGAUGUAUUUUGAGUUGUGCUACCUUACUGCAUUAAAAUCUCAACUUUCAUAAAAAGUACGUUUGCACACUAAGCCAACGAUAUAAUUCAUUCAUUGUGUGCCAGUGAAGGAAGGUAAACAAAUUGUUUUAAUGUUUUUAAAGUGUGUUUAAUGCAGGUACGUGGUUGACGCAGAAAUCGGUCGAUACAUUCAUACAUACAUAUACAUAUUUGUAAUAUUAACUUAUGGUGUGCUCUUGAAAUUUUGAAAUAUAUGUAUAAAUAAAGUACAUGCUUCUGCUCAAAUUAUUCAGGACCAAAGCACUUCUGUUGAUAUAGACUUCAUUUUAUUUCAGUUCAUAUACGAAUUCCAUUACUUGAAAACUCUUACACCCGAUGAUAGUACAAUGAUACGAUUGCUUUCACGCAUCAAAGACAUGUACUGGCUGGAUGGUGGUCAUGGUGGUCAAAAGAAUACAUGGAUAACGUCUCGAAGCCUUUUAGAAACUCUUACACGAAUGGGCAUGAAUAUUCAUGUGCAUCUGACGCCAUAUCAGGUACAAGACGAUCGCCGGCCGUGGAUACGAAAAGAAGAAAAGAUCUUUACGGAUAUGCUUCGACGACUGGGCGCCCCGAUAACGCGGCACCUGCACUAUGACAGUCAAACGGCGAAUUUAAUGACACACUUUGAAGUUUUACAAGCUUUUUGUCAACACAUUCAUGCAUUAAACCAACAACAUCAAUUGCAAAUGCAACAACAGCAAGCAACACAACCGCAACAAACAUCGGCUUUACAACCUCUGCAGCAAUCUUCUAGCAAUAUUCAGAUUAAUGAGCAAUUACAACAACAACAGCAGUUGCAACAAGCACAGCUUAACUCAAUUCGUUCAGAGUUGGCCAAGACAAGUGCUAGCGGACCGAAGUGACAUCACCGGCGUCG
Messenger RNA from Rhagoletis zephyria (snowberry fruit fly), 971 nucleotides. RefSeq names its product UPF0565 protein C2orf69 homolog. NCBI's taxonomy places the organism in Eukaryota, Metazoa, Arthropoda, Insecta, Diptera, Tephritidae. Gene Ontology annotation, cellular component: mitochondrion. The record is from RefSeq and is a predicted model, not a curated record.